This is a messenger RNA of Chenopodium quinoa (quinoa), 3131 nucleotides long. RefSeq names its product cytochrome P450 71A1-like. Gene Ontology annotation, molecular function: iron ion binding; heme binding; monooxygenase activity. NCBI's taxonomy places the organism in Eukaryota, Viridiplantae, Streptophyta, Magnoliopsida, Caryophyllales, Amaranthaceae. Bases 1088 to 2578 code for a protein of 496 amino acids. The transcript has 3 exons. The record is from RefSeq and is a predicted model, not a curated record.
AAAUAGAGCAAGUAUUUGAAAAUGGAGGGAGUAGUUAUUAAUAAGUGUGAAUUGAGAUAAACAACAGUUACAUGCAAGUACUAUCCCAAAAACUUUCACUCAAUUAGUUAGAUGUGUAUGAUUAGCUAGGUUGAAACCCUAAUAAAUUAGAGUCUACCAGACUUUAAAUUUCAUAAUUGAUGAAUGCAUCGUCACAAGUAAAAAAGAGUAAUUUUAAGUCACUAUAAUACCAGUUUGAUAUAUACUAAGUAUGUUUUUUUUUUUAACUAACUCAUAGCCGAUUAGAAUCCACACAAAAUCGAAUAUAUAAGCAAAUGUGAUAGUCUUAUUCAAAUUAUGGUAAUUGGAUUUAAAAAUUCACAAAUUUUUAUAUGUGGCUGGCCACAUGGUGCGACAGGGGUUAUUUGUAGGGUGUUACUGGUUUGGUCAAUGAUUACCUGUAAAGUGUAACUGGUUUGGUUAAGGGUUACUUGUAAGGUGUUACUAGUUUUGGUCAGGGGUUACUUGUAAGGUGUUACUGGUUUAAUAUGAGGUUACUUGUAGGGGGUUACUCGUUCGGUCAGAUAGUUACUUAUUUUGGUGUUAUUUGUUCGAUCAGGAGGUUACUUGUAGUAGGUUAUUCAUUUGGUCAGGGAUUACUUAUUCUUGAAUUAUUACUUAUAUUGGGGUUACUUGUUUGGUCAACGGUAAAUUAUAGGGCUAAUUAUUUAUUCAAGAGUUACUCGGUCCGUCAUGGAUUACUCUCACACGGGAUUCGCGCUAAGCGACUGACUAAGUAACUCCUACCAGUAACUCUUAAAUACGUAACCUCUAAAAAUAACCCUUGAAUAGGUAACCCUUUAAGUAACCCAUAUAAGUAACCCUUGAAAAAAAAUACAAGUACUCCAUGAAUGAAUAACCCAUACAAGUAACCCAGGACAAAGCCAAUAACCCCUAUCACAUGGUGUGGCCUGCCGCACUGAAAAUCCCCCUUAAACAAUAUGUUACAUCUCACUAUAAAUAGUCUUGCUUAGUUGCAUGGUGAACACAUGAACAAUUAGCCAAAAAAAAAAAAAAGUUUACUACAAUUACGAAUUUUCAAAACAAAAUGUUAGUCCUCUUACUUCUUUUGGCAGCUCUUUCUAUCAUCUUUCUUGUAAUACUUUCAAAAAAUGGUAAAAAACAACGAUUUCGCCGUCCUCCUGGACCAAAAGGGCUUCCCUUAAUUGGAAACCUCCACCAAUUUGAACCCUUAAACACUCACGUCUACUAUUCCAAACUAGGCAAGACCUAUGGCCCAAUUUUCGCGCUCCGGCUAAUGAGUAAACCUAUGGUUGUCAUACAAUCGGCAAAGUUAGCCCAAGAGGUCUUUCAAACGCAAGAUAAGAAUUUUUGUAAUAGACCAUUCACGGUCGGAAGAAAAAGGUUAAGUUACGAUGGGUUAGACGUAGCCCUUAGUCCAUAUAGUGAUUAUUCAAAAGAGAUGAAGAAGAUACUAAUUGUCCAUCUUCUAAGCUCGAAGAAGGUCAAUUUGUUCGCUUCAAUACGCCAUGAUGAAGUCUCAAGGCUGAUUCAAGAGGUUUCUUCUCUAUCUUCUGCUUCUAAAGUCGUCAAUUUGAGUCAAUUGAUUCUCAAUUAUGCAAGCUCAACUUCUAGCAGGAUCAUGUUUGGCAAGAGAUACAGCGACAAAGAAGAGUUAGGAAGCAGAUACCAUAGCCUUCUAUCCGAAAUCCAAACGAUGUUCGCAGCCUUCUUCUAUAGUGAUCAUUUUCCUCUUGGGGGUGUGCUUGAUAAACUAAGUGGACAAUCCUCUAAGCUUGAGAAGACCUUUAAUGGCUUAGAUUCGGUUUAUGAAAAAAUUAUUAACGACCAUCUAAACAAAAACAAGCUUGAAUCGGAGCAAGAAGAUAUAGUUGAUGUUCUUCUCCGCCUCAUGAAUGAUACUUCAUUUGCAUAUAAGCUCACAAUGAACCAUAUUAAAGCAAUUUUAAUGAAUCUUUUUAGUGGAGGAGCAAAUACCACAACAGCUGGGGUAAUUUGGGCGCUUACAGAGCUAAUAAAGAACCCCGUUCCAAUGAAAAAAGUACAAGAAGAGCUAAGGAGCACCGUACAAAAUAAAGGUUUUAUAUUAGAAGGCGAUCUCCCAAAGCUUGAAUACUUCAAAGCAGUAGUGAAAGAAACAUGUAGGCUACACCCACCGUCCCCAUUACUUAUUCCACGUGAAACUGUUUGUAAAAGCAUUAUUGAAGGAUAUGACAUUUUACCGAAUACUAUAGUAAUUCUUAAUGCAUGGGCUAUUGGACGAGACCCAAAAUAUUGGAAAGACCCGGAAAUAUUUAUGCCAGAGAGAUUUAUAGGGAGUUCAAUGGAUUUGAAAGGGAAGGUAGCAAUGUCAAUGAUUCAUUUCGGGGGUGGAAGAAGAAUGUGCCCUGCCGCGAAUUUUGGUCUAGCAAGCCUUGAGCUUGUGUUGGCCAAUUUGUUGUAUUCUUUUGAUUGGGAAUUGCCUGAUGGUUUAAACAUGGAAGACAUUGACGACACCAAUGUGCUCCCUGGUCUUAUUAUGCAUAAGAAACAACAACUUUGCUUGAUAGCAAAGUAAUUCUAAGGGCAAAGAUAUUGAAAUCAUACAUGCAUGUUUCAUUCAAUCUCUUGUCUCUCAUCUAUCAUCUUCCCUUCUUUUGACUGUUGUUAAAAAAAAAAAAAAAAAAAAAAAAAUCCAUCAUCUUAGAUUUAAUUCUGUGAUUAAGGCUAUGUAACGUACUAUGGACAAAGUAUUAUGUAAAAUAUCUUACGCAAGUUUGUGGAUGUGGUUUAAUUCUUUGAUUAAGGCUAUGUAUUAUGGUCUAAGGCAAAGUAUUAUGUAAAAAUAAUCCAUCAUCUUAGUUUUAAAUCUUUGAUUAUGGCCCUGUUUGGUUUGAUGUAAAAUGUUUUCAUGCAAUAUGAAUUUUCCAUUUUUUUCCCAUUUUCCUUUGUUUGGUUUGUUAAGGGGUGGAAAACAAUAUUUCCAAGGGUGGAAAAUUCCAUCCUUAAUGAUGGAAAAUAUUUUCCUUCCCAAAAUAAGGGAAGCCGCAUUUUUCUCCCUUCUCCUUACCUCCUUUUUUUUUUUUACUUUCCUCUCAUUCAUCCUUACAUUCCCACUCUUAUUUUUUAUU